UAUUUCAGUCUGAUGCUCAGUCAGUCAGCAGCAAGACACCAUGGAGGUCACAGCUCUCUGCUUCAGACUGUUGAUGCUUGAAUUCACUCUGCUCAACAGUUAUGCUCAGAAAAGUGAUGCAGCUUUUCUUCGUAUCACUCCAGACAGACUGCAGCACUUUAAAUCUGACGCUGUCACCUUUGACUGUGAGGGCUCUGAUGGCUCGACCAAACUGAGAGUGAUCAGGAAUAAUGUGGAAUCUGAUCCAGUAUGUGAUAAGAGGACGCCAUCAGGGUCCUCCUGUACCAUUGAAAGAGCCUAUCAAGAAGACAGCGGAGAAUACUGGUGUGAGGCUGAAGGAGGAGAGAGGAGCAACAGUGUCAACAUCUCUGUCAUCACUGCUGGUUCAGUGAUCCUGGAGAGUCCUGCUCUUCCUGUGAUGGAGGGAGACAACGUGACUCUGAGCUGCAGAGACAAGACGGUGUCCACCAACCCCUCAGCUGAUUUCUAUAAAGAUGGCGUCCUCAUCAGGAGCAGCUCUACAGGAGAGAUGACCAUCCACAGUGUUUCCAAGUCUGAUGAAGGACUCUACAAGUGUCACAUCUCUGGAGCUGGAGGAUCACCAGAGAGCUGGAUGGCUGUCAGAGUUUCCUCAAAGAAAAGAACAGCAGCAUCACACGCAGUUAAGGACAACCAAACACUCUGUAGGGACAAUGCUUCAGAUGAUUCAGAUGAUGCAGACGAUGUGAUGUAUACAGUCGUUUCCAUAAAACCAAGAGAAGACAAAGACGCUGCAGACGCUGCUGAUAAUUUGAGCCUCAGGUCAAACCACACCAGAAAACCACGGGCUGAAAAAUAUAAGGAUGAGUCUUCAUUUCAAUCAGUUUACUCUACGUUGACUAUAAGUCAGACUCCAAAAGCUCUCCAACAGGAAUCAGGAUUAUCCAGCUCCACAGUGAGCCUGAGUCCCACAGCAGCCAAAGACCCAAGUACAACAGAGCAGAAACCUAUCGAAACAACUGUCCAGAAGGUCAAGAGCAGAGAUGCCUGACUGAGGAAGACUCCGUGUGCAAAGGAAGAAGAAACAAAUCACAAAUACUGUCAUUUCAUUUUAUUAUAGGUUAGCCUAUUCAGUAUUACUCUACAGCUACAUCAGACCUUUCAUAUUUCAAAAUGUUAUGUAUUUGCAUUUUAUGUUUACUCUGGAACAAAACAGAUAAAGAAAGUUGUAAACACAUACUUUUUAAGUUUCAAACUCAGUUUGGAUUUAAAAUAUAGUUAAAUGCAAUACUAACACAUUCUCACUCCGAUCUUGUCACAUAUCAACAUUUGGUCAAGUGCUAGUAUUUGACUUCGGAGUGUGACUGGAUUGUCAGUUAAUAUGCAUUUCUUAGUCUAACCUUUCGAAUAGUGCAAGUUUGGCUGGAUGAUCUAGUCACACUGACAGUUGUGAGGAGAC
Epinephelus moara (kelp grouper) is the source of this 1438-nucleotide messenger RNA. Its product is annotated as carcinoembryonic antigen-related cell adhesion molecule 20-like. The record is from RefSeq and is a predicted model, not a curated record. Bases 41 to 1030 code for a protein of 329 amino acids. Gene Ontology annotation, molecular function: transmembrane signaling receptor activity. Lineage: Eukaryota; Metazoa; Chordata; Actinopteri; Perciformes; Serranidae. Gene Ontology annotation, biological process: cell surface receptor signaling pathway. The transcript is spliced from 10 exons.